AUGGAACGACGAUUGUUGAUCAUGGCUCGAGAGAACUACAACGAGCUGAAGAAGGAGUUCCAGUUGGUUUUGCAAGAGAAUAAGCGGCUGAGACAAGAAGCUAAAGUAAUUUUCAUUCAACCUGUACCAUUAUUUAGAGGGAAAUUGAUUCGGAGAUUGAAUUUGUACGUCAAAUUACCCGGGAAGUUUUGCAUGAAAUCGAAUUGGAGAAGAAGAUCAGGGAAGAAAUCUUCGACGAGUUCAAAGUAAGUCUACACCUUUGGACAAUUUAAUAUUCUUUAGUCCAAAACAGUAUCAGAUAUCCGGGAAAUGUACGAGAAAGAGGUUAGCUUGCUAUUAGAAGAUAAAAAAUACCAUGGACAUGAAGUGACAACCCUAAAAGAUACCAUAGCCACGCAGGAUGUGCAGAUAGAAGAACUCAGAAGACAACUGAAACAAGCAAACGUCUCAUCAAGUAGAAAUGGAGGAAUUGAAGACAGAAAAGGCCGUCGAAAUGAACAAAAAACUUACAGAACUCAAUUUAACCCUUUCCGGACGAGUCGGCACCUCCAUGCAGAAAUGAAAGAGGGUACCCUACUGAGUAACGGCAUAAUAGUGGUUCAGCCCAUCGAAGCGUUAUUUGGGACUUAUGACAAAAAAUGUCCUAAAAAGUACCCCCAGUUGACAUAACCCUUAUAAAAUUUAGCUAACGACCUGUAAAUUAGAAACUACCCCUAAGGUAAAGUCUAACACUCCUACUACUGUUACAUCCAAGAACUGUCCAAAUUGGACCACUACGGGAUUAGUUAUCGACUUUUGGAAAUUGAAUUUUAAAUUUCGACCAAUUUUUGGCCCAAAAUUGAGUAUAUCUUCCGCCGGAAUCAACCAUUUCAGUCUAAAUGUGGUUUUUCUGAAUCUAGAGUGACGCUAGCUUCUUCCCAGAAUGUUUCCAGAAAAAACCUAUAGAGCACGUUUCUGUAAAAAGCAAAAAAGUUGAAAACGUAAAGGUUUCACCGUAUAAAAUGUCGCCGCAAGCCGAAAAGGGUCGGGCGCAGCUCGAAAGGCGAAAAUAAUAUUUUUUCUUCGAAAAAUCUUAUUUUAGUGUCGACAAGCUGAAUUCAGAUGAAAUACAGACAGACAGAGCACGCAAACAUUAACUCAAUGUCAUUUUAAUAUUUUUAAUGCGUUUUCAGGCAAUUUCAUUGGAUUUUGCUUUAGUUUCACACUAAAAUAGUAUUUCUCAAAAAAAUGUAUAUUAUUUUCGCCUUUCGAGCUGCGCCCGACCCUUCUCGGCUUGCGGCGACAUUUUAUACGGUGAAACCUUUACGCUUUCAACCUUUUCGCUUUUUACAGAAACGUGCCCUGUAGGUUUUUUCUGGAAACAUUCUGGGAAGAAGCUAGCGUCACUCUAGAUUCAGAAAAACCACAUUUAGACUGAAAAAGUUGAUUCCGGCGGAAGAUAUACUCAAUUUUGGGCCAAAAAUUGGUCGAAAUUUAAAAUUCAAUUUCCAAAAGUCGAUAACUAAUCCCGUAGUGGUCCGAUUUGGACAGUUCUUGGAUGUAACAGUAGUAGGAGUGUUAGACUUUAACUUAGGGGUAGUUUCUAAUUUACAGGUCGUUAGCAAAAUUUUAUAAGGGUUAUGUCAACUGGGGGUACUUUUAGGACAUUUUUUGUCAUAAGUCCCAAAUAACGCUUCGAUGGGCUGAACCACUAUUAUGCCGUUACUCAGUAGGGUACCCUCUUUCAUUUCUGCAUGGAGGUGCCGACUCGUCCGGAAAGGGUUAAAGUAUAAUUUUGUUGUUUUCUCUUUUCUUGCGAUGAUUUCUUGUAGUCAACUGCAUUAUUUUUAGAUUUCCGGGUUAUGGAAAACUUGAGGCUCAAGUGGAAUUGUUAUCUAACAAAGUAAGCCAACAUGAAGAUGAAAUAAAAGAAAAUGAAAAGAGAAAAACAGAAGAAAUUGAAAAGAGAAAAGAAAUCGAGGUGGAAAAUAAACGGUAAGGAAUCAGAAAUUGAAGUUUAACAUAGCCUAAAACAAUAUAAAAAAAUCAUCGUUUAGACUGCAAGUUGAGAAUUCAUAUUUGAUGCAAGAAGUGAACCGACUCGAGGAUACUGUAACUGAGCUAGCUAAGUAAGUAUUAACUUAAAUAAGGAUUCAAAUCACUUGUUCUCAGAUCGAAGCUUGCUCUAGAAAACGUGGUAUCUCAACUUAAAGAUGACCUCGUAAAGAAAGACCGAGAAGAUUCAAAACAUGUUAAAAGAUUGGAGUACCAGCUUCAAGAGAUGACAACAAAGUUUGCAAUAGAAAGUCAACGAUAUCAGAAGUUGGAAGAAUCGAAUCAAAAAAAUAAGAAUAAAGUCAGCAGAUUGAAGGAAGAGAACAAAAAAAUGAUGGAGGAAGUUCGAGAGUUCAGAAAGAUCAAUCAGUUCAGACUCCAGAAGAAGGAAAAAAGGGAUCUGGAGUUACAAAACCUCAUGAUUCCGAGGCCUACGGGUGAUUAA
Molecule: messenger RNA, 2479 nt
Organism: Bursaphelenchus xylophilus (pine wood nematode)
Lineage: Eukaryota; Metazoa; Nematoda; Chromadorea; Rhabditida; Aphelenchoididae
Source: the annotation of a GenBank genome assembly